Messenger RNA from Paramuricea clavata, 290 nucleotides. NCBI's taxonomy places the organism in Eukaryota, Metazoa, Cnidaria, Anthozoa, Malacalcyonacea, Plexauridae. The record is from the annotation of a GenBank genome assembly.
AUAAGAAGAGAGAAAAUGGCGAUCGGAUAAGGGAAGUUGAAAAUGGUUCAACAACAGGAGGUGCCAGCGGAGAAACAACAGUGGUUUAUAAAAGAUUAGCGGAACUUUUGGCCAACAAACGGAAAUCUCCUUACAAUACCACAUUAGCCUGGAUGCGAUGUCACAUAUCAUUUGCUCUAAUGAAAUCAACUAUAUCCUGUAUAAGAGGAUCAAGAGUGCGUCGGCGCCGUCAUACGGACAUGGGAAUAGCAACGGAGGUUGCUGAAAGUAAUUUAAUUAUUAACCCUUGA